This is a messenger RNA of Oryzias latipes (Japanese medaka), 3761 nucleotides long. RefSeq names its product Rho related BTB domain containing 3 (gene rhobtb3). Lineage: Eukaryota; Metazoa; Chordata; Actinopteri; Beloniformes; Adrianichthyidae. The record is from RefSeq and is a predicted model, not a curated record. Gene Ontology annotation, molecular function: protein binding.
UGCCCGCGUGCGUGUUGCUGAGUCAGUCGCGAGUCCAGCUCGCAGCGCACGCGCCCUUGUCGGUUUCCUCUGUCAGUUGGAACAGUUUCCCCCGCCGACGUCGUUCACGCGGCGUGGACACGGAUCCGCGGAGCUAUCGCCGCCGUCAGCCAAACGUGUUUCCAGCCUCUCACAAGUUGCUUGCCCGUUGGCGCAUUGGCCGCCCAUGGGCGCCGCUGUUCCCCCCCACUCUGCUGUUGCUCCGCCGUGGGUCCAGCGGGGGCUGUCCGGUGCGUCUCUCUGCGGUCGGUUCGGGACGGUGUCGACUCGAGCUCUGCUUUUAUGAAUGAAAAACGAGCCGGGACAAUGCGAGUGACUGCUGUGCUCGCCAGCAGCAGCAGAAGCAGCGGCCGGGCUCCCGGGGGGGCCGGGCGCAGAUGAAAGGGAUUAACGGCGGAGCGGCUCAUUGCGGAAAACUGCAGACUGGCGUGGAAACGUGAGGAAACGGGCUCCAUAGCGUAGAGCAGCGGAACGAAACCGCUGUGUCACCACAAGAUGUCCAUCCACAUCGUGGCUCUUGGCAGCGAGUGUCCUGGAGGAGUAGGACCCGGGGAGGAGAUCAUGGGCCAGGGGCAGCUGCAGGGCGGCUUGCUGUGGAGCUACCUUGGUCAUGGUGCGCUGGUGGGACCAUGCGAGCUGGAAGGCAGUGUGCACAACCCGGCUUUUAUGGAAUACACCUCACGUGUGUUUGGAGAUGUCACUGUGGUGGUUAGGGAUUGCCCCAGUUGGGACUUGUUGGACAGCGACUGGGCCAGUGUGCGGAAAGUUCUUGAGCAAGCCGACAUACUGGUCAUCAAAUAUUCUGUUACCGACAAGCUGGCCUUCCAGCAGGUCCGAAAUGGCUACGCCCCGAGACUCCGACCUCUCCUAAGACACUGGGGGGUGCCGGUCAUCCUCGUCGCUGUUGGGGCACGGCUGAAUGAUGAAGGCCCUCCCUGUACGUGUCCAUUGUGUGCAUCAGACUGGAGCAGCAGUGUACCUCACAGUGAAGGUUUGCAGCUGUCCAGGGACCUGGGGGCGACCUACCUGGAGUUGCCCUCUCUCAACCAUGUCUUUGUCGGUCGCUACUUUGGCAGUGUGCUGGAAUACUUCAUGAUUCAGUGUCUGAAACACAAAGCCAAAGAAAGGCCAGAGAAGAGGAGAGGGAAUAAAGUGAAUGAACUCCGACCACCUUUCCUAGAACAGCCGGCUCGCCUUCCCCCUAUCCGAGUGGAGGAGUCCAGCUUCUCCCAGGACAUGCAGUGGUUGUUGGAGCGUGGUGUGCAGUUUGCCGACGUUGCUUUCUAUGCCGGGGAAUCUGGAAAAGAAUUGGGCUGGGCACACGCAGCUGUUCUGUGUGCUGUCAGCCCGUACUUUAGACAGCUGCUCCUGGGGCCCAAAAGCAGGGAACGGCCUCAGUCCCGUUGUGUUUGUCGAGAGAGGGAAGGAGCUUCCCAUUCACUGCUCUCAACCUGGGAUGGGAGCAUUAUUGAUGACAUGCCUCGGUCAGACGGACACGUGACCGGACGCCUUACGCGACUCGUGGUGAAGGACCCCCUCCUGUGUAUGUGCUUGUGGGAGACUCUCAUGUUCAUUUACAGAGGAGCGUGGGAGUGGGAGCACCUCCAGGAGGCCCUGGAAGAGAGGCUGAAGAAUUCACUUGCCGUGGGUCAGCUAAUGGAGCGCAUACGCUCCAUCCUUGGAAGAGAAAGGAGCUCCAGGGACACGCCAAGUGCACGAGCAGCUCAGCUCGGUCCUCAGACUCUGGUCAACCUCUUCAAUUCUCCUCUCUAUUCGGACGUCAUUUUCAUGGUGCAAGGUAGCGUGUUGCCGGCUCACCGGGCCGUCCUAGUUGCCCGCUGUGACGUCAUGGCGGCCAUGUUCAGUGGGAAGUAUGCAGAGGCUCGGAGCAGAGUGGUUCCCAUCCAUGGCGUCUCCUCUGACACCUUCCUAUCUUUCCUUGAGUACCUCUACACUGAUUCCUGCUGUCCUGCCAGUGUGCUUCAGGCCAUGGCCGUGCUGGUUUGUGCAGAGAUGUACCAGGUGAAACGGCUGCAACAUCUUUGCGAGGUGUGCGUGUGCGCGUACCUUCAGAGCAUGCCCAGUAGAGAGCUGGCUUCAACGGGCAUCAGUGUGAUACGACUCCUACGCAAAGCAAAGUGCCACAAUGCAGAGCAGCUGUAUGUUUGGCUCCUCCACUUCAUUGCCAACAACUACCUGAUCUUCAGUCAUAAACCCGACUUCCUGGAGCUCUCUGAGGAGGAGCGCGAGCAGGUGGAGAGGUUGCGUUGGCCCUCUCGGGGCUACUUGCAGGAGCUCAGCGAAUACCAGCAGCGACGGCGCAAACUACGCAAGUCCCGCUGCAUAGUGAUGUGACCACACCCACUCCGAGACACCCGAAAACCCUGUGGAAAUCAAUGUGGGAGGAAAUCCAAAGAAAACACUAUGAAGCAAUGGAGAGGAACAAUGAGGAACAAGCCUGCAGAACAUGAAGUUCCAGGACAAAAAAAAGACAGUAAACAACAAGUUGCACAACUGGGACGCACUCCUCCUGCUCCAUCUGCAAAUGAAUGCCACUCGGCAUGAAGACUAUUUCAUCACAGGCAAUACAAGUGAAAUGAUCCAGAUUUUUUUAGUGACCGUCUGAUCUCUGACCAGAGCUCUGUGACAUAUUUCUAGCGGAUAACGCAAACGUUGUGGAUUUCAGAAAAGAACAGCUCCUCUCUCUGAUAAUAAAUAAUUCAUACCCAAACAUCUGUUGCAAAGUAGACCACACCCCCCUGUGCAGAUGGCUUCCAACUCCUUUCACAGGUUUUGUAACUUCAGGCUAAAAAAACAAACUCAAGCAUAUCUGUUUGAUACCUGACAGCUGGAGGCAGGACCCCAUGACAUGAUGCACUUUUCAGAAAUGAUCCAUCUAUGCUAUUCUUAAUCUGUGCGAUAAAGUCAGGUUCUUUGUCUCCAAAAUCUAUAUUGUUUCAUUUCAAAGCUCUAUAUGUAGAAAAAAUAUACAUAUUUGAAGAUCAGUUAUUGAAAAUAUUUUUUUUCUUUUACCAUUCUGGGAGGUGGAUGUCCGAACAAACAGUAGAAACCACGAUGCCUCUGGGUUCAAACACCGUUUCUAUUUUUAAAGUGUGUCUUUUUUUCCCCAAUCAUAUUGAGAUCAUAAGUUAUGGUGCUGCAAUUAUUUUUUUAAACAAGUUAACUUUCUUUUCAAGACAACAGGGUGAUGUUUCUCUGCUAUUUACAAAAAAAAAAAAAAUUAAAGAGGUGUGAGCUAAAUGUGCUAAUUUGGCCAGUAAACCUGAAAAACGGUUGCAGCUAUUUCUUUGUUUCAUGGAUUACUAUGAAUCUAUAAUGGCCAGAAUAUCAUAUGCAACAUAGUUUGUCUAGUUCUAGAAAAAUGUGUGUGGAAAUGUAGCAAAAAAAAAAAAAAAAAAGGUAAAUAGCAACCAUGGAGCUACAAGAUUUUUACAGAGCUCAGGUGACAGCAGAUGCUCUUUGUGACCACUUGGCGUGCAUUUAUUCUGCAGGCGCACAGCAGCAAUCAAAGUUUGUGUGUGAUAAGAAAUCCUCAGUUACGUCCAACUCCACUGAUAAAGUCAGUGAAAAGCAGGUGAAACUCUGGACUGAAACGAAGAGCAUCGCAAUGCUGCUUUAAGCAUCCCACAACGCAGACAUGCCAGCAAAGCUCUGCUGCUCCAGAGCUGCACACUCUGUAAAUAAACAUGUUUUAGAAUGAA